Molecule: messenger RNA, 29976 nt
Organism: Xyrichtys novacula (pearly razorfish)
Lineage: Eukaryota; Metazoa; Chordata; Actinopteri; Labriformes; Labridae
Source: the annotation of a GenBank genome assembly
GGAAACGCUCCUACUUGCGCGUGAAGUUUGACGCUGCUUAAUUACUCUGAGUUGUUGCAAGGUAACUUCCUCCUCCGAUCCUGACUCCUUUUUUUCCUUCGUGGAGAGAGACUUGUGAAGCCCAGGCAGUGCUAAUGUGUGGAGAGACACCCCGAAACAAAAUGCAUGUUCAUCUUUUCUGUCUGAACACAACUAACGAGUGAAUUUAACACUUUUUUUUCUACCACCGAGCGAGCGACGGACGAUGAUGUUGGCGUCAUGUAGGCUCCGCUUCUCAGACUUUGGAAAACAGAUCGGGUUUUGUCGGUGAAUUCUCGGGAGAUGGCAGAGUAGUUCGACCUGCGCCAGAUACUGAGCCAUCAUUAAGCACUUUGAUAAACACCCCGAAAGGUAAGAGCUAUCUUGAUGUACUUGAAUUGUAUUUCGACUUAACUUUAAUAGUCAUUUUUCUUUUACUAUGACGAGAUAUUUGGGUAGCCGUGGAGAAGUUAGCUGACUCGCAGGAAAAUGUUUCGUGACGUGCUGCUCCCAAGAAAUCCUGUCCCCCUCCCAGCUUUUCUUCCUAAAAUCUUGGCCUGUUUUAAUCGCAGCCUGAAUCGUCCUCAGCAAAAAAAUAAAUAAAUAUAUUGAUAUAGAAAUAUAAAGCCUCUCCAGGUGGAUUGUUUUUUAUUAUUUGUGAUGGGUUAGAUAAAUAGAGAUGCGUUCAAAUCGCAUUAAUUAAAUGUCUUUGGUCUACCACUGCGACUUUUCGUCUUUCACAAUCACAUCAGUCUCGCAACGUCGCGACAAGAUGUGACUUUGUAAGGAGUUUUGUCAUGCAAACAGUUUUUUGGGAGGGUCGUUCCUGCGUGAUCGUGUGUCUCAUCAUCCCCUGCUGAGCACUUUUAACAUCACAACCAAGGCGCAGGAGGGGGGGAGAGAGCCCACAACAUUGCUGAUCACACAGCAUUGUUUGCAAAGAGUUUGAUAUUGAGCUGGUUUUUCACACUAUGUAUGAUGUAACCUUUCCAGAAAAACCCAAAAGUGUAUGUUGACUUUAAUGGAGCAAACAGAUUGAAGGACACUUCAAUGUAAAGCCAGCAGAGCCGCUCAAAGGAAGGGUGCAAACUUCAUUACCAAGGUGUCAACUCUGGCUGAAAACAUUCAGAGAUAAUUGUGCAGAUUAAAAGAAGUGUGAAUGGGGAUGUCUCACACUCAAGUGUUGUUCCCCAGAAUCCACUCUUUGUGUCGGAGACUUGCUCUAACUAAAUUACAUUCCCACAUACUAAUCAGGAUUUUCUUCCCUUGUAGCCCGAGUGUCUGGGGAGCACUCCAUUGUGCAUUUGUUUUCCUGCGUAGUUUGUGUAAUUGAACACAACAAAGUCAAGCUUUCCCUAAUUGCAUUGCAUUCAAUUGACCACACUUUAUUGUUAAUGCACACCAGUCUGACAACCAGAGCUGGUGUCUAGAAAGUAGAUUGUUUAAUCAAUAUGAAUUUACCUCUUAAAAUGUAUUUAAACAUUAAUGACCUCCACCAGUUGAGGUUAUUUGUUCUCUGCUUCUCAAUCUCGAGAAUGUAACCCCAUAGCUGACCAGUCACCGGGGCUGGACCUCUUGGUGGGCGCCUGCUGUUCUCAGGGGGAGCUUGUGUCGUGGAGUCUGGCUGAUAAUGGUCAGAUAAAAAGCAGCCAGGCAGUCUGGGCUGAGACCGAAGCUCAACAGCAUGAGGAUCUUGAGGAUCCUGUUCUCAUGGAGCAGAUCAGAGCUUUCCUUAUUCUCUUGGGCUAACAGCAAUGUUAUUGUUUGGCUUUGGGAUGUUUCUUUGUUAAAAACAGCCUUUCAAAAGCAACCCAACCAGUCGAGCACUAAACUAACAGUUAAGACCUAACAAUUAGGGCCUGACUGAUAUGGAUUUUUUGGGGCCGAUUCAGAUUUUUUUUUUUGUGGGGGGGGUUGGAUAACCGAUUAAUCAGUGGAUUUUUAAAGUUUUUUAUGAAGUUCUUAAGAAUACAUAUAUACUGUAGAUAUCUACAGUAUCUACUUCCCCGCUGCCGAUCGGUGCCUCCGCGUCUUAACUCACGUUACUAAUUUCAGCACAGCGGGGAACAUCGUGAAGUGGGUUGAACUGAAACUUGUCGACUUACUGUGUAUUUCACAAACUGGUUUAUUUACCGUUGAGGCGGACCACUCUCCUCCGUGCGUCCCUGAGCUGCCUGCUCCAGAUCCGUCACUUUGCUGUGCUGUGAGGUAGUUAGUGGAUGGAGAUUGUCAUGAGGUCGCUGCGCCAUCUACAGGAUAAGUCAGGGAACUUUUCAAAUGGCGGAACAUUUUUGAAGUGAAACCGAAGCUUAUGCUCCGCAUUUUAUUUCUGAAAAUAUCUGCAAAAAUCGGUGAGUUUUGGCCGAUUACUGAUUAGUCUCAAACAGGCUAAAAUUGGCCGAUUAAUUGGGCUCGCCGAUAAAUCGGUCUGGCCCUACUAACAAUAGUGUCUCAACUAUUGAUCUCUGCAUUUAUAGACAGGAGGCUUUAAGUUUGUAAAAUAUAUUACUGAACAUUGUUUCUUUCAUUGAAUGUUUUCUUACUAGGGUGAGAAGAAGCAGGAUAACUACCUGAUACAUGUCUCAUUAUAGUGAUGGCAUUGUGGUGUGAGAAUUUAGGAAUCAUUGACACAUUUUAAGAUAAUCUACUACUAUAAAUAAUGCUGCUCAAUAUCUGAUUCACUGAAGAACUCAGGACCAUUGAAUGUCUCAGUAGUCAAGAGAUGUCUGCUAUUUCUGACACAUGAGAUGUCUGAACAUGUCUGAACUGUUUUAUUCAGAUUAAAUGCCUGACACACGCGGGGCUUGAACGGAUCCAUGGUAACAGUGAUUUUGGAAUCUCUGAUCAGAAAGGAAAAACUUGACACGCAUACACAGCAACUCAUGUCAUGCUGUUUUGUCUUAUUCCCACAACAAUAAAUGAUGUUAGCCAUCGAUUAAUAGUGGGAAGUACAUUUCUUACGGUCAUAGUUAUAUCCUGAAAUCUAAUUAUGUAGGUACAUCCUGUUUUUCUACCAGCUUUUACUGUUAUUUCUAGUUCAUUCAGAUCACUAAAUCACUUCUGAUCCCCCAAAUGAUGAGCAUUUGACUGAAUAAAUGUCUUUGUUGGAAGUUUUGUGAGGAAAGAGAUUCCAACUCGUACUCGGCAGAGUGCGAUAGUCAUUUCCCCCGCUUAUUCCAACAUUUUUACAGACUUGCUGCUUAAUCAAAAAAGAAACGUCUCAUCAGAUUAAGUGAUGCUGAAUAUAAUCACGAGAUGCAGCGGCAGAAGUGCUUUGAAACAAACUUUUGGAAAUAAGACUCUUUGAUCUCAAUCUGAAAGUUUUUGCCUCUCCCACGCAGAACUCAUUCAAGUUUUCACUGCUGCUCUUUCACUGGCUUCAGGGAUUCUCGUCUGUCUUUCUGGUGGGUAUUAUGUGUUUAAUUUGCCAACAGAGGUCUUAGCGUCUGAGAGAGAAAGAGGUGAGUGUGAGCAGCAGGAUGGGGGGUGUUUGUUGGGGUGGGGGGGCUCUGAUAGCAAUCAUUUCUCUGUGCUCAGUAAUUUGGCUGUCAGAAGCAGCUGGCAGUUUGGGUUGGAACAAUAUGCAAGCUCCCAAAAACCCUGAGAGAGUGUUUUAGAGAUGGGGGGAGGACUCUGUGUGUGUGUGUGUGAGAGUGUGUGUGUGUGUGUAUGCAUUUGUGUGGAAUCAGGUUACACAGUCUGUCAUUAGCAGGAGAAGCGCGGUUAUAAGACCAAGAUAGACUGCUUCAAGUCUGAGCAAGAAGAGUCGGAGGCUCCUUGUUACUCUAUGUAGGUGGCUCUCAAGUUGAGGGGAAAGGAGGGAGGGAAGAGGGGAGGGGACACUGUAUUCCUGCCUCUGUGUGUGUCUGUGUGUGUGUGUGUGUUUGGAAGAUGGUUCAUGAAUAGGUGUGUGGUUGCAGGUGGAAAAAGGGCAGCUGAGUCAAAGAAAAAAAGAUCCUGAGUUGAAGUUUGACUCAGAGGAGCGAUCUCCAGCUAUCUUUGCUAUGUCUGUGCCUUAUCUGUGUGUGUGUGUGUGUGUGGGUGCACGUGCAGCUUUGUGUUUAUACGCUGACUUAUCCUGGAAAGUUUGACUAGCAACAAACCUGGCAUGAAAUGAGGCAGCAGGCUGCGGAGGAAUACAGCAUGUGGGUUGAGAUUUUGCUUCUGCUCUGUGCUUGUGUCCAGCUUUUCAGAGAGAGGCCCUCUGUCUGCAGUGUUAUUUUUAGUCAGAAAUGAAAAAAAAAAAAAAGAAAUCCUUGAGCCUUUUAAUAAUCAUCAGCCUUGUGUAGCCAAAACAUAUCAUGAUGAGGAGAGCUGUCUGGGACUCGCGGGCACUGCAGUCUCAGCAUGACACAGGAAGUUAGAGAAGGGGAGAAAGAGAAUGAGAUAAAAGGGUUGCCUGUGUAUCUGCCAGAUUUUAGUCCUGCUCCCCUCCUCUUCUUCUUCUUCUUCAUCGUCGUCCUCUUCCACUUCCUGUUCUUCUGGUGGCUCUGCACGGACGUAUUGAUUUCUCUGUUUCUGUCUUUCAAUUUGGAUGGAGACCAGUGGAGACAGAGAGAAAGGAGACAAGACACUACUGUCUGCACAGAUGCUUGCACACACACACACUCAAGCACACACACACACACCCACACUCAUGCAGACAGAUCUGCAGUGCUCUCUCUCUAACCCCAGACUGCACCGGAGACAGUCUGCAAUACACAUUUUAUGAGCCCUUCACUCGCCUCAGUGCUCUUGUCUUAUCGCUCAGCUGUUAGUGAGGAAAGUUAUGGCUUUGUUUCUGUUGCUGCCUCUUCUCUCUGAUCUCAUUCCCAGACCCAGAAACAAGCUCUUAUUUGGUGCGGGCACCUUGUCCACAUAUCAGGAAUAACGUGUAUAUUAUCCCUGGGGUCAUGGGGUCAUAAAAUAACCAGAGUGGUGGUCAGGUUGUACAUUGGUGUCUUGCCACAGAAAAUAUACCAUGGAGGAAAUCUAUUCCUCUGUACUGGGCUUGAAUAAAGUAUGUAUAACAUUUUACUGACUUUAUACUAUACUGAAGAGGUUCAUUCGGCCUGUUGAUGGCAAAGUAGCCGAAACUUGUACAAAAUGUUUAAUUUUUUACCUUUCGGGCCUUUGUAGAUGAACCGUCUAAUGAAUUUAAUUGACUUUGUCUUGAAGGUAAGGAAGAAAAACAUGGUUUGAGUAAACACCAGGAGACAGUAGGAGCAUUAAAAGUUAAACUUUUUUUUAUCAAUAGAUGAAUUGAUAAUGAAUGUUGGUUGUCUAAACUUGGGAGCCAGCUAAAAGUUAGCUUAAAAAGGAAAUAGUUUGAAGAUUUAAGAUGAAGUGAUUCUUGGUAUUUUAGCUCAAUGAAUAAUUCAGCUCCAGUCAUUGAGUUUCUACAGAUCAAUUUUGCUCAGUUUUGUUGUGGGGAAAGUUAUGGCUUUGUUUCUGUUCGAUGUAAAAAUCCAUGAGAAAACACCAUCGUGUACAACCACAGCGAGACGCAAGGUGCCACACUGUCCAAGUUGGGUUUAAAUAACACUGAACAUGUGAGAUCUGUUUUUGCUUUAGUGAAGAAUUUUGAAACUUACUUUAAUACAGUUCAUUUUUCAGAAACUCACUUUCAAUUUGUGUUGAUUUUGGCGCCCCCUGAAGACAAAGCCAGCAUCUUGCAAAAAAGAAGCCACUGACUGCAAACGCUUUACACGUCCUCCAUGUCCUGUUUGAUGGUUAAUUCCCAGAAGGUGAAACAAGUUAGUUGUUGGGCUGUUUCAACAGCAGUGGCUCUCUGCUAUGGCGUCUUUAGAGCAACAUCCAUCUCUUGUGAACACUGCAUAUGUUCUUAUUGCGUAUGCGCUGUAUUAUCAUGUAGGCAUGUUUUGAUUGGUCCUUGCAAAAUAAGUGGCAUACUCAAAAUCGUGUUAAAACAACAACUAAGAUAUUACCUUGAAAAACAAUGUCAUGUUGUUGGAGUUGUUUGCUUUUGUAGCAUCAACGGUUUCCUAGCCACCAAAAAACUCCUCACAGGAGCCCAAACUAGAUCAGACCGACUUUAUUUUCAACAGAAUCCUCAUUGACCUCUGUAAUAAGAUGGUUCCAAGCUUCAGGCAACAACACAGCAGAGAGCCAUAAGAUAGUCAGGGGACUGCACUAGACUGAUUAAUGAUAAUCACCCACAUCAAUGUAUGAAGCCCUAAAUUCUCACCGCUUGUAUCUUUGAAGUUAGUUUAUUGGUGUUUUGCCUUCACAGUGUCAUCACCUGAAGGACAGAAACUCCCCGGCUGUAAAGCAUCCGCUGGCAGCAGGAUGUCAUCGCCCUGAGAAAAGUCCUUUUAACACGUCCAUUGUUCUGUUGCGAGCUGUUUGCUGAGUGAUUAUCAUCACUGCAGUGAAUGGCUCAGUUAGCAUAGCAAGGGUUACCUACAUCAUCGUCCCUGCUGUCUUGUUCUGUUAGCUCCGGCUCUGCUUGGUGUGUCACAGAAUCAUCACAGACUGAACGCUCUCUGAGCCUCGAACAGCUGUACCUACAUUAGUUGCUUCUUUCUGUCGUUUCUUGAGAAGAGAAAUGUGUUGUAAAGGUGUAGCGUGACACAAAUCAAGGUGUCCUUUGGAAAGAAGUAUUAACUAGGGCCGGUGAACUUUGUGAAGCGGUCCUUUGGUAGGGAGAGUGUUUGUGCAUUCCUCUGUUAGCAAACACUGCAGACAUAAAGACUGUUUGAACUAGCUCUUUCAGAAGUUUGAUGACUGUGUGAAAAUGCUUGUCUAAUUGCUAUGGUGACCAUCGCAGGGUGGACUUGUUAACAGUGUCUCCACUGGGCUGUUUAGUGGUGUCUUACAAGACUUCAAACAACUCAGAGGUACAACCUCAGAAGAUCACAAAAUCAUCUGUGGUUUAUCUCAUGAACAGGCUAGACUGUGUCAGGACAUAGAUCAUAUUUUCUGACUCACUUGCUGUUAAUAAGAGUUUAAAACUUUCCCAAAGCAUAUCACUGUCGUGUGAUUUCACAAAGAAAAACUUGAAACCAUGAUGAUCUGUUUUGUGUGUCAGAUUGGUGUUUUGAGUGAAAGGUAAAAGGAAGGGGGGGACUUGUGGGACUACAGCAGAAAGACAAGGUGACUAUUGUCUUUGAUUACAUUUGAUCCUAGCUGAAAACACUCUUCUGUGUGUGUGUGUGUGUUUGCUCACACCCUGGAUUGUAUCUAAGAAACAAAAAACCCACAAAGUUGUUGCCUACAACAGUAAACGUGUGAGUGAGAGCUGAACUUAGGGAGGAGGUUAUUUGCAUUUGGUUACACUCCUAUUAUCAUGUAAGGAGCAAACUACUGAGACACUGCAGGGCUCUGAGAGGGGGAUUCUUGCUGAACUGUAGGCCUGAUUUGUACUUCUGCAUUGAAUCUUAACUGUAGCACACACCAUAGGUUGUCAGAGUCCUGCACCAAUGCAGAAAUGUAACUAACAAUGCAGACUGCAAGUCCUGUGGCUGAUCAGCUGUGCUGCAUUGUAUUUUCUGCAUAUACAGCAUUUCUAUGAACACUGUACACCAACUUUAGUCUUGAAGUCACAAUGGUGUCCAUGCGUAAACAAGCAGAGACAAUAACUAAGGAUAUGUCGAGCUUAAAAGUUGCACUGCCUACUAGUGCAUGGGUGAAGUAUUGCAGAACGAUGCUGACACUCCAAAGCACAAGUAUGAAGCACUCAUGAAGAUGUCAGCCACUGCAAGCUAGCUAUGGCUUACAAUCACUGUCCGCUGAGGUAUAAACCAAGCUUUGAGACAACACAUUAAGAUGUAGGUAUCUCAAUGAAGCAGAUUUUUAAUAAUUUAUGUCAGAAGAAUCUGUAAGAUAUCAGCACAGGAUGAUGUGAGGAGACAAAACUAGUCUAAAACUCAAACUGGUCCAGUAGUAAUAUAUAAACACAGAGCUUUGACACAACACCAGACCAGCAUUUCAGGCUCAGACCAAUAAAACUAUGUGUAAUUGUUUUCACCAGGCAGUAAUUAUGUUGCCAAAUUCUAAGCGUGGUAAUGUUUGAUCAUGUCAUUAGCUUAGCUCGUACAUUCCUAAUAAGAACCGCAGCUUUACGAUCUUGACUUGGUUAUGAUUGAGAGAAUGUUUCUGAAAGAGCAAUCCCUCUGGUAGGGACUGAACAGAAGCAAACGCUGACUUGUUGUCCAGUUCGUGAUUGUUGAAAACCUGCAGUUUGUAGGCUCCUCCUCCUCUUCCUGACUGGAGUUGACCACCAUUAGUGUAAACCAGGGAUAUCUGUUCGUGUCAGACUUGGCAGGUUUGGUGACAGCGUGAUAGAAAGUUCAAAACCCGUUUUCUGCUCCUCUAUCAGAAAUUCACCACAUGCUUUGAAGGUUAAAUCACACAGCCUGGCACAGAUGUGGGGCACGAUUUUAUUAGACCCAUCUUGCAACAUGCGGCAUGCACUGAACCUGCAUGAUCACUGAUAUCACUCAACGUAUUGGAGCCUCAAGCCAAACAUCAACAAGCCGUCAGCUUGUCGACGAGAGCUUUUAGAUUCUAAAUUGGUUUGCCCUCAGGUGAUUUAGAGGUGACAACUUUUUCCAAGUACCAUCGUUUAAAGCUGUUUUCUGGGAAUUAAUAACUUUGGAUCGUGGGAAACGGUGGUACCUCUCUGGAGUGCACACCCUCAUAUUGUUGCUCAGAUUUCAUUUCAAUCUUACACAGAUGUUCGAAUCAUUAGUGUGCGCCAUUCUUUCUUUUAUAGACAAGAUUUAUUGGUCUCCUACAUAUUACUCUUGCAGUUGUGUCAAAUCUGAAUGUGUAUUUUCUCUAAAUAGGACUGUUCCCGGCUCAGGGUUCAGACUCAGAAUUAGCCCUUGGGGACGAAGCGCUCAUUUUCAAAAGUCUGCAGAGGAGACAAACUCUUUGAACAGUAGGGGUUCGAGAAAAAAUCAAUUCACAUAAGCAUUGCAACUUUCUGUUUAACAAUUUCUAAAACGAUUUUUUUUUUUUCAAAUUUAAGAAUUAUUCUUAAAAACUGAGUUACAUGUGAUAUGUAAUUUUUUUGGGAAAUAUGGUUCCUGGAAUAGUCAGUAGACAAUCAUAAUCAUUUAACUGUUUCACUGGUUUUAAAAAUGUAGACUUAAAUCAAGAAAAUAGACAUCAUAGAAUCGCAAUUUAAAUCGAAUUGGCAUCCAAUAAAUCGUAGAAGAAUUGAAUCGGGAGAAAAGCAUAACGUCCCAGCCCUAUUGAACAGCGUACUAUUUUACCUCUAAUACACACUAUUAUACAGUACUCAAAGGGAUAUUCUGUCGCAAAAUUAAGUAAGGGUCAAACACACCGUAACACCAAGUUAGACACCCUCAAGAGGUGAGUGUUGCCAAUUGCUUGCUUCCCUAGUUAUACCAACUUUUGUAAGGACCGCACGAUAGCAAUACUCAGUGGUCUAAGUAGCCAUAAACAAACCUCGACCAAAAAUCCACUCUAUAGCCACAAAUAAUGCUCAGAACAGCACCUAACUUCAUCAACAGUACAUAUAGGGUCCCAGCCAUAGUACUAGCCAUCAAACAUCUUUUUAACUUUCCCUAAUUCCUUUAGCAAAGAGACUAAACAAAACUCACCUACUCUCUUCCAGCGGCCGCUUGUUUGUGGGGGAGCAGCGGAUCAUUUCCUUGAAGUAAUAAUCAUCAUAAUAACCAUUUUGCACUGCAGACGCGGUAGUUCUUCUGCCUUAGCGUCUCUGUCUGAUUGCAUUUCCAUAAAGUCAUAAUCAUAAAUGUUCUUCCUUGAGCUGCGAAACUCCGCUGCACUCAGUGAUCGACUCGUCAGGGCUCCCCCACUAACAAGUGGCUGCUGGAGGCAACAUUCAUCUCUCGAGGGGGUUGUCUAACUCGCUGUUCCGGUGUGUUUGACCCUAACUUAAUUUUACGCCGGAAUAUCCCUUUAAGAUCUCAGACUAGCAUUUUCUUGGUAUUCAAGGUCAACUUUCUGUUGUUUUAACUUGAUAAUUAUAUAAGUUGUUGAAGGAUUUGAAUGAACUACCAGACCACAGUUAGGCAGCUGGUGUCAGUCCCCAAACUCUGCAGAAGGACAUCAGACAACAGUGAUUUGAACAUGAAACUGCUUUAGUCAGUGUUUAACCACUAUUAGUCACCGGUCCUGUUUGUUUUGGAGAGGAGGAGACCUCUGUGGAUAAUUUGGCUCUGGAUAAAAACCUCAUGAACAAUGACUGAACAAUUUGUGGCUUUUAAAGUUUACACCCUGUCAUGCUGUUGCUCUGGCUCUGCUCUGUGUAUAAUGAUGCAGCUGAAAAACAAACAUGCAGAGAUUCAGAGGACAAGUCUUGAAAUAAGAGUCUUUUCUGAGACUAAUAAUCAGAGCUGUCGUCUUGUUGAGGGCAGAUCGACUUGAAACCUCCUGAAAAUCUGCAUUUUUAUUCCAUUAGCUUAGUUUUAGUCAUCCCUGGUGUUGUGUUUGACUGUAGGCAGAUUAUGUUUUUCAGACGGAGCUGAAUGUGUUGAUUUGCUGAGCUGUAGUGUGAAUAUGAAUGUGGGCUGCUGCAGAGAGGAGGACUUCGCCCUCAGGUCUGUAUUAACACCCACAUGCACCUAAGAGCGAGCCAUCUGUGUGUCCCUGACGGCAUGCUGACUCUCUGGCUGUCUGGGUCUGGGGACGAGGACGGGGAACGGGGACACGCACACAGCAGGCUCUGCAUUGCCCCAGUCUCCGCCUGCUCCUUUCCUCGUGCUCCCUGCAGUUUUGCUGCAGUUUUUCUUCAGUGCCCGGGCUAUUUGUGCCAUGGUAACUGUGCCAGCAUGCCAGCUCAGACACAGAUUCCACCCCUUGUCUCCCUCUUCGCCAGCAUGAUGACUCAGCAGCUCCUGCAGGGCCUCCAGCCUCCUCCCUCCUCAACCUCGGUGAUACACCAGUGCUCAUCAGACAAAGUAGUGUUUUGUCAUUCUCUCCUUCGUCAUGACCUGAAUGCAAAACAGACCAAAAUAAAGAAGCAUCCAAGCAGACUAAAGAGGUUCUGUUUAUGUUUGAAAUUAAUUUGGACAAUCACUCCAGACUGUUGCCAAGAAGCACAAAAAAAGAGAUAAACUAUAAGAUCUAACAUGACACAUUUAGAUGUUGCCAUGUGGGCGGAAACAUGUACCGCCUCCUCCUAACAUGUUUUUAGAGCAACAUAACGGUCCACAUGUGUCUCUCCUUGGGUUCAGCCGGAUAAAUCACAGCGUUUGAGUGGCAUGUUUAAUCAUCUCCAUCUAAUCAUGUUAAGCUCUGCUCAGCUUCUUAAAGCGGUGCUUAUCGAGAUGGCCCUCUGGAGUGGGAUCACUGGAAAGAGUCUGGGAAGGAAAUGUGGCGUCAUAAAAUGGGAGCCUUGAUAUGUAGGAUCACUUUCAUGUCCCUCCAGCAGCGCUCAGCAGGAGUCAACCCUAACAUACUUUUCAGUCUAUUCCAACUAUUUCUCUCUGGGUUACACACACACACACACACGCACACACACAUACUCACAGACUUUGGCUGGCUUGUGCUGAGCUCAAUGUGGUUUCUGUAUUUCCAUGGGCAGGGUCAGUGCUUACGCACCUCAGAGGCAUCGAUACCACCAGCCAAAAUACCUGUGGCAGCACAAGUAUUUAGAUUAAUAACGUAGGUGAAAGGAUAAAGGGAAACUGUCAAUUCAAAGAUUUACACAGCUUUGAGUUAUUUUUUAAUUAAUUCAACAGAUUUUAAUGAGCGUAAACCACAAGUCCUGGUAGUGCACAGUAUCACCUUGUAAACAUGCUUGCAUAGUACAAAUGUUUCAUUAGUAUUCAGGUAUCUUCAUAUGACCAAAGGCGUAGUCUAAAGAGUUCAUUUGAAGUGAUGCUGUAUGACGUACGCAGCAUUAGUAAAAUUGCAUCUCGUAGAUAGCCGUCAGUAUGACUCCUCAUGAAAAGCUGUCUGGAGUUUGAUAUGCAAGCUAACUUAAUGCAAGCUAAUGGGGUUAUAUGUACCCUGUACUUUAAAGAGGCUCACAUAUGUGUAAAAGAUGGAUGGAGUAUGUGCUUUAUUGGUCAAAAUUCCCUAUGCUUCACUUGUGCACAGCAAAUUCAGAACUGGUUUCCAAUGCAGGGCUGUUUCUUCCUACUCUUGGUGCACCUGGUUGGUUAAGACCUCAUCAGCGCUCUGUAUUUCACAUGCCAGGGUUUCUCUCUCCUCGCUCCUCUCUUUUAGGUUCUUUCAUCCUUGUCCUCUCAUCUACAUCUCUUCUAACAGUGUUUGUUUCACCCUUUUUCUGGUUGUGGCAAUAAGAGCGAACUGUUGGCAUACUUGCACAUGACAAGUUUUGCACUUAAUCAAAAAAAUGUACACAGCCAACAUCACUCCUACUCCUUGCUACUUUGUUAGUACCUUAGUAAACACUGUUGUUGUGAUCAUGUGGGCUCUGCAUGCUAGAUCAGGGCACUGCUAGAUAGGGGUGCCGAAGCGAUGUCUGGAAUGGACUGCUUGUAUCAGAGUGCUGAUAUCGGAGAUUUUAGAUGCAGGUGGAUAAUAUCUAAUAUCAGUUUUUUUGCUAAUAUUGGACUGAUAUCCAUUAUCAAUAUUGUAUUGGGACAUCCCUAGAUGGCAGUGCUGCUUGUGCUGCAGUGGCCCCCUUAAUUCCAUUUCUUAGGCUAUGCAACUUAUAAGAAAGCCAAAAGCACAAGACUGAGCACUUGUCCUUUUUACUAGGGCUUGGGUAUCUGCAAAAAAACCCCAAAACAAAUGUACGAAAAUUGUUUCUAUAAUGUAAAAAACACAAGGUCUUUUUCCAGAAAUCUGGCAAAGUAGACUUUAAACUUGCGGGAACAAUUAUGCUUCUAGCGUUUCAAAACUGUACUCAAGCACAGUACUUAAUUUACUUUCCUAAGCUGCAAAAUGUGAGCCUGAGACACCUCCAAAUGGCGGCCAAUAUAAACUGCCUAACCUUUCCCAGAUUGAAAGAGGGAGGAGAAGUGAAGGAAUCAUCACAAUGCAGAGUAAAACAAACAACUUACUCAUAGUCACACAGUAAAAAUAACAUUUGGCCACCCUCUUUGAGCUUGGUAAAAAUGCUGCUUGAAUCACACUCGAGUAAGACCCAUUAGACUUUUGGUCCCAACAGCAAUAAACAUAAGAGAGUAAGCUAUAAAUACCAUGUGGUAUUUAUACUGGUUUCCUAUUACAGCUCCGCAUCGGAGGGUAAAGGAAGAGGGAAUAAAAGGAAAGAUGGGGGUUGAGACAGAUAGAGAGGGGGAAAUGAGAGCACACCCUUGGCAGGAUGUCAGCUCCGUGAACACACACACACACACACACACACACACACACACACACACUGCAGAGCUCUGCCAGAGAAUUCAAUACGCAGGGAUAGAGAGCUGCAACAAACGCACACACACAGACACACACAACUUCAUACACACAGCGGCAUGAAGUUGUCUGCUCAGAUCGCAAUCGGUUCUGCAGAUGCUCUCGCCCUGCCUCUCUCCUUUCCAAGAAUCCCUUCUGAGGUUUCCAAUAUCAGGACGAGUCCUAGCUGCGCGUUCGUUUGACAAAGCCGUUAGCUAACGUGAUGAUUCGUGACGUCGACCUCUGCCUCGUGCGUUGAUGUAUGCGGAGCGAGUAUGUGUCGCACAGAAUCUGUGCAAAAUGAAAAAAGCAGGAGUAAACUUAGUGCUCUGCGGCUGGAAAGGCCCACAAGACUCUGCAGCACAUAUAGGCGGUAAUAUUUGCUGUGUGCAUACAGUAACUGCAAACUCCUAACAGUGCAACUUAGCUGCUUCUUUGGCUCCCACUCACUUUAUGAUAGCUUAUUUAAGACAAAGUGUCUGCGUGGGAGAGAUAAACAGAGACAGGGAUGAUUGAAGUGCCCCGUCGAGGGUCUUUCUGCAGUAAAUGUAAACAAAAAAGCAGCAAAUCAUUUACCUACACUAAUUGAAGCCAUUAAACAGAGCCCCAUGACAUGCUCUACUUAGUUAAUUGAGGUGAGUUAUUGAUCUGUCAGCAGUGUGUGUAUCUGUGUGUGUGUGUGUGAGGAUAUGUGCUCGUUCUCCAUGACUGAUAUAUGAGUCAAUAUGAAGAUAACCAGACAGACUGAAUCACUUCUUUCCUCAGCUCCAGACUAUCCAGACUAUUGUUCUUCUGCUUAUCUCUUUAUCCCGCUUCCCUCCAGCCCCCUGGCGUCAUCCGACUGCCCCCUCCCUGCCCCACCCCACCCCUACCAGCAUGGUGCCCUUCUUCCCGCUGUCCCCCCUGGGCACCGACACCAGACACCUCCUUGUCCCACUUCCCUUCGUUUAGCCCACCUCGACGCUGCAGCACACGUUGGCCCUGUUCUCUGCCCUUCUCUGACCCACUGUCCCCCAGUUGCCCCUUGGCUACACACCUCCCUCGCCUCCUCAUGCCCUCCUGCGCGCUCCCCUGCCUGCUCCUCCCUCACUCCUCUCGCAGACAGAGCUCCUGAUUAUCUCUGUGUGGCAGCCUCUGUUUUGUGCUCUGAUUAAAGGAGCAGCAUGUGGUCUGUGUGCGAGCGGCCCGUACAGACGCCGCCGUUGGGCUAAUGCUAACAUUACGUGCUUAAUCAUUUAUGUCUGGGAGACGGGCACAAAGGCCUAGAGGGGGUGGAGGUACAAGUAAGGGAGGGAGGGGGGUGUGCUUGGGUGUUUUUCUGUGGCACAGAUGCACUCAGGCGCUCACACACAUGCUUCCAAGAUAACAUCCUGGCAUAAACAGGGUGCGCUGUGGGCAACGGCGUCUCCUCAAAACUCACAGAUCAUCCCAGUUAUGAGAUGGGUAGUCGUUCUCUGGAGUUUACAGUGUGAGUUAAACUGGUCGUCUGCUAAAAUGUGUCACUGGGUAAAGCAAACAAACAAACAGAGCUGCAUGGCGUAUGUGGGCACUCCUACAGACGCAUUAAAUAUUGAAGGAUCAGACUGUCUCCAGGUCUCUAAACGAUAGUAUUUGGGCACCCACACUCAUUCUCCCUGCUCCUCUUCUUCUUCCUCCUCCUCCUCCUCCUCCUCCUCUUCUCUUUCGUCUGUCUGCUCCUCUCCCCUCACACUGCCAAGCAGCCUGUCCCUCCAGCACAUACACACACAUCACCACACACACCCACAUGCACGCACAGAGGCAGCCAAUAGGAGAGCACCAGUCUCCCCAUUGCUUGCCACUCAAUGCCUUGUUGCCAGGACAACAGGAAGGCAUGAGACCCACUUUACUUGAGCAUUUUAAACUUGGUGUUGACUCUUUUUUUCUUCCCAAAAUAAGAAAGGCCCCUCUCUGUCAAACUGCUCUCUCUAAUACUCUUAGGUCGGCUGCAAAUCCCGUCCUUAUCUGUCUCAGUCUCGUGGUUCUCUGUCUCGCUGCAUGCUACUACCCCAAAAACAUCUUUGAGAAAUAUAUCCUUGAGCUCCCUGCAUUACAAACAAAUGUGAUCCCUGACUCUUCAUGCAGCUGUGACACUUUCUAACCCCUAAUGUGUGUCUGUUUUUUCUCCUUCUAGGUCUACAAUGACGGUCGGGGGCGUGCCUCUCUUGGUCCUGAUCAUCCUGGUCCUUCCCUGCUCCACUUUGGAGGGUAAGCGUCGUUUCACAAAACACAGCUUGUCACAUCAGACCUUGAGGGGGGAGCGCCGGCUUCGAGACAGGAUCUGCUUUUAACUUAGCUUUUUCCCCGCUACAUCUGAAUGUUGAAAAACGCCGAGUCAUCAGCCCUGUUUCAAAAAGAACAAAGGAAAUCGGCGGGUCAGACACUCACUUGAAGUCUCAAACACAUGCAGGAGAGAAAGAGAUCCAUGUCUGUUUUCCCCCCGUUUCUUUUUAACUCAAGUAAACACACCCACCAUCGCUCAGCCUCUGUGUGUCUCUGUGUCCCCCUUAAGUCUCUCACAGGCAUAAACCAAAAAUUUGCACAUUUUUUUUUCUCUUCUCGCCGCCCCUCCUCAGUCUGUCUGCCUCUCAUCUGCUGUCUCUCAGUGUUAUUUUAAACAACUGCAGUGGCUGAGGAAUGCGGUGGAAAGUGGAGCUUUUAUGGGCCGGCUAGCCUCACUUUCUCCACACUUACAAAAAUGAUACAUACGUCCACAUUCAAGAGGGAGGGAGGGCGCAAAACAUGUUAAAGCUUAUGAAAAAUUCAGUCCAUAUCUCCUGGUUCAACUGUUUGGAGACCAUGUCCUAGAUAUUUGAGGGAAUACUGAAAACUGGCCCUUUAUAGCAACAUGGGUAUCCUUUAGACCACCAGCUUUGUAGUCGUGACAACAAACCUUGAAUCUUAACCCUAGCCCUUCACUCCAGACUAGUCCCUGCAUGAAUAAACGUCCUGAACACUGACUGUGCACACCUGAUUCAAAUGAUUAGCUCGUUAUUAAGCCAUUACAGAGCUUUAUAACGAGCUGAUCACUUGAAUCAGGUGUGUUGGAGCAGGGAAACAUCCAAAACAUGCAGGACAGUGGGCCUCGAGGACUGGACUUGAGAACCACUGCCCUAACUGAUAUUUCUGGAGGUAUAAAUUGUAAAUGAAGCAGGGUGCUAGUUGACCCAGUGAUUUAAGCUGCGCCCCAUGAACAGAGGUGAUAGUCUACCUCACAGUGGUCACUGUUUUGGCUGCGGGCUGCAGCACUCUGCUCUCUCGGUGUCCUAUCCAGUAAAAGCAAAAGUAGAUACUAGGGCUGGGCGAUAUGGCCUCAAAUCAAUAUCACGAUAUAUUAGGCACUUCACCUCGAUAAUGAUUAAUGGAUGAUAACUACUCAACAAGCUGCUCACUCCCUCCUACAUUAACUUUUGUUUACUUCAGCCGCCGCUCCUGCUGCUACAACUUUCUAACUGUCCUCCAUCUCCUCACCUGUCGUUCCCUCUUUGUUACGGACUGGAUGGGGUGGAGUCACGCUUUAAAGGGACAUGAGACAAUAGCCUACCUACACACAUCCAAAACCAACUUUUAUUUAUUUAUUUAUUUGACACCAAAAAUACUGAAAUAGGCAAAAUGACAUUGGUUAUUGUCGUAAAAUUUGGUAUUGGUAGAUUUUCGGUUUAUUGCCCAGCCCUAGUAGAUACAGAGAUAGUUAGAAAGAUGGAUAGACUGAUCCAAUCAGGUUGAAAAUAAAGAGUACUGGGCUUUGUGAGGUGCAUCAAUGCCCUCCAUUCUUUCCUAAUGUGAAGAAGCACUCACUCCAUCUUUGCAACAUCACUAUGCCAUCACUACGCCUUUGUACAUUGCAGUAAGAUCACUGAAGGUGUCAAAUCAAGUCCUCCUCUCCCUCCCUCUGACUGCUGUCAGUGCACAAGUUUGGAGUCCAAGUUUGAGUCAUCAGCACUCAAGUCCAAAACUGGAGCCAGACUGGAGUCAGAAUCAAGCAACAGUGCUCCCAUAUACCCCUAAAAAGCCAGACAUUUGAGCUCUUUGUAGCGCUACACUUCUGCUCCUCUGACAAUCUAAUCAAACACCCUGCAUGUCUGGAUGUCGUCUGGAUGUCAUGAUUUUUCUAAAACUGGAAAAGAUCAGGGAGGAGCCGAGGAGUAACUCAGAGAGCUGCUUUGAAAAAUGCAGACUUUUUGUAACAUAUCUGAACUUCCCAGUCUUCCUCUGUAAUGAAGAAGUUUUACUGUUAGAACUCAAUGAAUGUUUUUAAAGUAGACUUUUACUAAUGUUGAUGUCUCAUUAUCAGUAGUUCUAUUUUCUGUUGUAUCCUUUUUUUGUUUAUGAAGCUCUCAAUAUCAUUGCCGCUUAUUAUUCUUCUGGGUGGGUUAGGCUGAAAACUAGGGUUGUCCUGUUUAAACUUUUUUACUGCUGAUAUGAUACAGAUAUUGUAGACUUCAGUAUUAGCCGAUACCGAUAUUGAACCGAUAUUAGCACAAAAUUGUGCAUGACAAGUUUUGCACUAAGCUGCAACGUCUUUUUUGGAAUUAAACAGAAAAUACUGCUACACAUCAGUCCUACUCCUUGUUAGUACCUUAGUACACACUGUUGUUGUGAUCAUGUGGGCUCUACAUGUUAGAUCCGGGUGCAGCUAGAUAGAGGUGCUGGAGUGGAGUCUGGAAUGGACUGCUUGUAUCAGAGUGCUGAUAUCGGAGAUUUUAGAUGCAGGCCAAUUUAAUUCAAUAUUCUUUUUUUUUUGCUGAUAUCGUACCGAUAUCCGUUAUCAAUAUUGUAUCAGGACACACCUUCUGAAAACUGUUUAAAACUUUUUUCUGUAAUAUGCUGAACCAUCAGUGUAGAUCAGAGACUCCAGAACAGGAGAAGUGAAUGAACAGUCAGUUUUUCUAAAGCCUGCACUUCUUUAUGAAAAGAAUAAUGACAUAAAAAAGAUCACAAUUCAUUUUCAUCAAUAAAUCCUGACAUGUCUCAUCACUCUUUUUCUCUGUUGCAGGUGAUGUCGGUGUGAAACACUCUCAAUGUGUGUGUGAAGGAGCUUCCUGCAGCAGUGGGGACCGAUGUGUGGGCCAGCAGUGCUUCACUUCCCUCUCCAUCCAGAACGGGACUUCGGUUCUUCAGAGGGGCUGCACUGGAGCUGAUGAGGAAGGGUCCCCACGCUGCGGAAGUCCACCAACGACGGAGCUGCAGGUGGAGUGCUGCUCUGGGGAUUUGUGUAACAUGAACGUUACGUUGCAGUCACGAGUCAAAGGUAAGCUGUGUUUUCCUCACUGCACCAUCAUACUCUUGAAAAAGCUGGAUUUUCCUCUCUCAGUCCCUUGGUUGUGGUCCAAUAUCAUGUUUUCUAAAACACAGACAAAAAAAGAAAGUUUCAUUUCGCCAAUAACAGUCGUCUACUUUCAUAUCUCACUGAAUUCUAUUUAUUUGUCAUAUCUGUGUUGGUGUUUUUUUCCCGACACUUCAGAGGCUGCUGAAAAACAAGCCUACCACUAUAUUUCAGGGGGGAAACCUCAAAAUAAAUCAGAUAACUGCCCACAAUCCCUUUCUGCAGAGUUCUUUAUCAGUCAGCAGGAUCAGCUGCAUUUCCAUUUUGACUCUGUUAUGUUGUUCAAAUCAGCAUCACAACAGUACAACAUGUACAAAUCUUCAAAAGUGAUAAAGUUAACUUGAUUGGCCCUUUCAGCUCACUUACAGAGACCAUAUUUCCAACUCCUUCUGACCUAAGUGAGUGCCAUUUAAUUUAAUGGGAUACUAAUGGUUUGACUCUAAUGGUUUUCUCCGUAUCUCUGUUGCCUUUUAUCAGAUACAGAACCGUCUGCUGGCAGACCGGUCCUCAGGGAGCAGGAGUGUGCGUGCGAGGGCAGUGAGUGCGAGCGUGACCGUCGCUGCUCGGGCCAGCACUGCUUCUCUUCGCUGAAGACGAUUGAUGGGGUGGCCGUCCAACAGAAGGGCUGCCUGAGGGACGAUGAGGAGGGUAGAGCCACCUGUGCCACGCCACCCUCAUCGGCCCACGUUGUCAAGUGCUGCCAGGGCCAUCUGUGUAACAUGAACGUCACUGUGCACGCUCCGGGGAGAGGUGACUUUGUACACAUUGUGCACAUUCCUCCUGGCUGCCAUUCAUUACAGACCUUAUGUCACUCACAGUCAUUCUAGUCUUAUGACAAAACCCAUCAUUAAUAUGGAUUUUUAAGCAUUUUUAUAGUGAUGCAGGAGAGACCGUGGUAAUUUAUUCACUGGCAGUAUCUCCUUUCUGACUCUUUUGCAGAGGCGGAGGGAAAGCCCCUGAUCAAAGAGGAGCACGAGUGUGUGUGUGAGGGCAGCUCAUGCGUAACAGGGAAGCGCUGCAUGGGCCACCAGUGUUUCUCCUCGCUGACGGUCAGUGGCGGCUCCCUGGUGUACCAGAAAGGCUGCUUUAAGGUCUACGAGCAGAGCACACUGACCUGCAAGACUCCACCUUCCAGAGACCAGAUUGUGGAGUGCUGCCACGGGCACCUGUGUAACAUGAACAGCACGGUGCAGCUUCCUGUUAAAGGUACAGUACUUUACUGCCCAGAAUGAAGACUACAGUGGGUAGUUAUCUUUUUUUCAUACUUAAGGUCCUUACACACGGGAACGAAUAUAGAACGCAAAAUUACCAAAUAUUCGGAGGUGAAUUUUGAUGGGCCUGACUAUACACAUCAAGACCGAUGCGAUUUUGCAUUUUCCGGGGGGGGAAAGACUUAUUUAUUUAUUUUGACACCAAAUAUAUUGACAUGGGCAGAAUGACGUUGGUUAUUGUCGUGAAGUUCGGUAUCAGUAAAUUUUCGGUUUAUCGCCCACCCCUACAUAGAGAUUUUGUUUUCUUUUUUUGUUGUUUUUAACUUUAUUAGUCGCUAAAUGUGCUUUUAGUUAUUGUGUGUGGGAUAGGGUCAGAUAUUGAAUUGAUCUGAGAACUUUCACUGCCUUUUGUUUUGCAAAAAGAGCAAAAAUCAUCUUGAUUUCUCUUUGUUUAGUUGCCCAGUUAGUCGUACCCCUUUUGCCUGGUGCAUUGAGUUUAAAUUUAGUGAGUUUCUACAAUAUGUUUCUCUGUGAGUGUUAAGGAGAAGCAGUUCAUUAUAUGAGUUGAGAGAAGGGGAUCAUUGUCUGGACUUCAGGCCGAGCUGAGCCGUCUUUUCCUUGGAAUGUCUGGAAAGUGUGAAUGGUGGUCAGUUCUUCAGGCCCGGCCCCUGGUGACUUGAUGAGAUCCACUCUGUGUGUGAACGUGUGAAUGCUCAUGCUUGUGUUUGCCCUACAAUCGCCCCAACACUCUGACAGUUUCUGAAGGAGGUCUGCAGGGCGCUACAAGCUUGUGAAUUGUGGAUCCCAGGGCCUUAGUUAAAAGAAAGACAAGUCCUCCUCAACAAUCAAAACUAUGAUGGUCUUUUCUGAAAUCAUCUCUGUUGUUUCUUUCAUACCCUGUAACUCCACAAACUCCUGACAUUGUACUUUUUCCUCUUCUCUUUCAGCUGAUGAGCUUCCCAACUACAGCGUGACCACACUGGCUCUGGUUAUCGUGGGACCCAUCAUCGCUCUCAUCAUCUUCUCUGCCAUUGCAAUCCUGGUGUUCAGACGCAUCCAUCACAACCAAAUGGAGAGACUAACUUCACGAGAUGCAGAAUAUGGAACUAUUGACGGUCUGAUCGCGUCCAACGUGGGGGAGAGCACUCUGGCGGUGAGUGGUGAAUACCAUGUAGGAGGAUUUCUCCGAAACUCAUUAGAAAGAAUCGUAGAGCGCUGCACAAGGGAGACCGAUUAUCAGAACAGUGUCUGCAGUGUCAGACCACUUCAGAUGAAAGAAUAAAACCAUUUGCUGGGUUUGUUUUGACACUAAAACAGGACAAGUUUGGUUCCUCAGGGGCCAAAUGUGGAAACAUUUGAUACCAAAAGUGUGUUGGUUUUACUUUUUGUAUCGGGACUUUGCACUUUGAGCUGAAGUCUGGACUUGAUAAUGGUUUUAUGGAACACUAGAUUAAUAGGAUCAUGAUCAGUAAAAAAGCUUCCUGGAAUAGCUAGAGGUUCAAGUGAUACCUUCUCUAAGUGGAGUUGAUGCCCCACACUCUCCUAGUUUGUUACCCAGAAUUCAUUUUUCCUGAAUUCCCAGUUUGGAAUCAAUAAAGCACAUCUAUUAAUCCAGUGGUUCUCAAGUCCAGUCCUCGAGGCCCACUGUCCUGCAUGUUUUGGAUGUUUCCCUGCUCCAACACACCUGAUUCAUAUGAUCAGCUCGUUAUCAAUCUCUGUAAUGGCUUAAUAACGAGCUAAUCAUUUGAAUCAGGUGUGUUGGAGCAGGGAAACAUGCAGAACAUACAGGACAGUGGGCCUCGAGGACUGGACUUGAGAACCACUGGAUUAAUCCCAUGUCUUCUUAUAUAAACCUUUCAGAUUUUUCUGGAAUUAAGGUCACAAUAUUCUUUUAACACUUCUUAGCCUCUCUCAACUCAACUUUACUCUUCAAGCGGACAAUUAAAAGCAGUGGCAAACAUUGAUAAUCAAAACUCUUGUUGUUAGACCUGUCAUGACUUUAUACAAACGUGUUUUCGUUUGCGGUUUUGUUGUGUCACCCUUUAUGUACGUAUGGAGACACUCUUCAAAGUUGCUCUGGAGCGCAAGGGUGUGAUUUAUCUAAAAUGAUGUGUUGCAGUCACUCCAGGGCUGAGGUGACGUGAUAAAGCAGUGUUUUGCUUAGAUUAGUUGGGACUUCCGGCCCUUUGUACUCUCAUGCUCUACUUCCCACAAGAUAAUAUACAGUAGAGACACAAAGGCAUGCUCAACCCUGUUUGACUCUUUUUUUUUUUAUUAUCUAGAUUUGUGAUCAAAGCGUUUUUGUGAUGGCUCUGACAUAAAGAGUUAAGUCUUAUUUAAGACAACUUGGAGCAGUUCAAAGAGGGAGGAGAAACCUUUUUAGAGGAAACAGAUAAACUUCCCCUGUGAAAACAAAAAGAUGAAACUUUCAGCCAGGGCAAAAUGAAGCUGUUAGACUGAACUAAAUGCUGUGAAGUUAUUAACUGUUAUCUAUUUAUCCAAAUGGCUCCUCAGGUUCUCGAUACGAUACGAUACGAUACGAUACAAUACACUUUAUUGUCCCCUUAGGGAAAUCUGUCUUGGACUCCAAGAGCUGCACAAUACCUCAUAAAUGUUAUAUCUGUUAUAACCUGUUAUAUCUCAUUAAUGUCUCAUGGGAACAUCAGGGAAUCUUAAAACAAUCAGUUUAAAGUUGCUGGAGACACAUUAAAGGAGUAAAACCGUUAAUUCAGUGCUCCAAAAUUCUCUCAAACUUUCUCUUCGGCUCAGUAAAUGUUUUAAAAACUAGAUAAUGCACUCAAAAAACACACUAGUGAUUUAAGCCUUAAUAUCUUAUAGUGCUUAGUCACAUUGGGGUCAAGGCCUGUCUCCAAAAAUAAUAAAAUUCAGUAGGGCAGACUUCUGAACUUAGUGUACUUUCAGGAUCAUAAUCCCAGGGGUAUUUGGUAAUUCUAAUCUAAAAGCAUUGAAAGCUGUGUGCAUAAUGGCUGCAUAUGCAUCAAGUGUGUUUGUGUGUGUGUGUGUGCUGGAGUUGAACUCUUUCAAACUUGUUUUGCAUCUUCUCAGUCAUUUUUCCAGUCUGUGAAGGAAUGUCUUUUUCGCUGUUUAUUUUCUCUCCGCUCAAGCGUGGACGUUAAGCUUUCUGCAGAGCGGUUUCUGUUUGGAGAGCCACUAAACUGAUCCAGAGUUUAGGUGGAGUCUUGUGGUUAGCUUUCAGUCUGAAAGUCAACCCAGCACAUUCACUGGCUCACACACACCAUGUAAUCAGGUUCAGCAGAAACUGCACAUAGUCUAGUUUCUACCCAGAUAAAGUACCUGACUGUUACUGUCCAUACAGGCAUUUUAAAGCUUUUGUUUCGACUGUGGCUUUAUCAGUUAACAUGGAGCCUUUUUUAUGAGCAUGUCUAAAACUCAGAUGAUGUAGUUUCUCUUUUAAGAAUUAAAACCUGCAAAUGAGUGGUCAUCAUGAUCCAUUGGCUGUGUGAAUGAGAAAAAGCAGCUGAUUUUGGCUUCCAGUCGAGUUAUUUCCAAAGUCUUUCAAUGCACUCAGCAAUAAAUACCCCAAAUAUGGAACCGCAGAAUGUUUGUGUCAGUAUAAUUAAGAAGUUCUUGGCAGGAUCAUGAGAAAGGUUAUUAGGAACAGCGGCGUGGCUGCGAAAAGCAAAUCAGACUGAAACACAUGUGCUUGUCCCUCAGCAGCCCACUGCCCAGAACUCGUCACUGAUUAUUCUGAUAAUAUUACUCUGCGUUCUGAUUCAGCUGGCCCAAAUAUGCCCUCCUAAAAACAAUCCUCCUGUACCAAAGAGAGGGAUUUCAACUCUCUGCAGAAAAACUCCUCGUUCAGCUGAUGCUCUCUUGUAUUCCUGUGUUGUGAUUCCAAAUUGUCUCUCAGGCACCUCUUGCAUUAUGCAUCUGUUUAUCCGAGGCAUCACUCUUCUCUCUUGUUUUCAGUCCCCUUUCUCCCCCUUCCUAGUUUGGUGGUUUGUUUUGCUCAGCUGCAGCCGACUCUCUUGCAGUGCACUGCCACCUUGUGUCAGCUUCAAGAAGCUGCAUGUCUCCUAGCUGAGGUAAAAAUAAAAGGCUUAGCAGCAUUGCGCCUGUUUUGGAGUCUAGCCCUUGGAUUAGAUAAAAUCUCCAGCGCCUACACCAGUCACAGGAGAGGGGGUGGCACUUCUGUUGUUUACUCAGCAGGGGGCACCCUGCACCUUCAGCACAGACACACACACCCACACCCACACAAACAAUAUCCUGGUGCACACUCAGCGUGCCCCCCUCUUUUCCACUCAUGGGUGCCACAUCAAAGGCCUGCUCGCAUUAAUCUCCAUCUGAGUCCCAGAUGCUCCUUAUUUCAUCAUUUUUAAAGGCCCAAGUCCCUGGAGUCCUUUGGGAAGGUUUCCAUUCAGAGAGCUUACCUGGAAAUACACACACACACUCCCUCGCACACGCACACACGUGUGUGUUAAUAUCCAAGUCCUUUACACUGUUUUUUUGUUUCCUUUUUUCCAGGAUCUGCUGGAUCAUUCCUGCACGUCAGGGAGCGGCUCUGGACUCCCUUUCCUCGUCCAAAGAACCGUUGCACGACAAAUCACACUCAAUGAGUGUGUGGGUAAGUGUCCUGCUAAAGGCUGUUUUCAAACUGACAAUAGCGCCCCCUCACAAAAUGCUGCCUCUUCAUUCAUUUCAAUAAAGGCACUCUGACUGUGCUGACACAGUGGAAACAUGCAAGAAAUGCUGCAAAGUCUCACCAAAUAGGUGACUCAUCGCAUUUUAAGCCUCAGUAUAGCUGCUGGAACAAUCUGUCAAAGACAGAUACAGUUUUCUUUGGGGUCGUUUCAAUUAUCAUAUGCAAAACAAAUGUAUGCAAUACUCCUCGGUGUUGUAUGAUCCUACUUUUAGCUUCUUGUACAUUGACACAGUUGCAAGAAGUUGCAAACUAAACACUCUUGCAUACACCUUACUACAAAUUAAGCAGACACAGAUUUGUACUCUGCCUCAUUUGUACUAAAAAGAAAAAGUUUCAAAGAUGACCAAAGACAUGCCACAGAGGGGCUGUAAUCUUCAACAAAUACUCACUUUAAAAAAAAAAAACAAAGUCAUUGCAAAACUGUGCUGUGAGGAUAUUAAACUAUUGGACUAUUACGACAGUAUCAGCAAUCCUGUUUUAUUAAGCAAUUUCCCUCAGACAAAACAAAAUUGCACAAACUUUAUUUCAAGACUGACUUUAGUGUGUUAAGUGUCAGAGAAAUGAUCAACAUCAACAGCGCGCCUUUUUAUGCCUCAAGUGUUGCCAUGGUUAUCAGUGUUGAGAGUUAUGUCACUUGAGUUUAGAUGAAGUUUUCUCCCUUCUCUUCUGCGUCACUCUUAAACUGUUGGGGUUGGUAAAUACUUACUCUCAGAACGUGCCAACAAAUCAAAGUGGUAUGUUUUUAUUUACACUCAUCAUAAAGGGAGGUUGACAUUUACACAGACACCACCAUGUCAUCGCACAUGACUGCAAACUGUUGCCAAUUUACACAUCAUGUAGCUACACGCGCACUCAUGUUGGUUUAGUUUUCUGGCAGCCGGACAAACUCGCUCUGAUUCUUAUUUGGCUGUUACAUUAGUGUCAUUUCUUUCAACUGCAGACAAAGACUCUCACAUGUAAACAUUAACCCUUUCGCCUGAAUUUGUGGUACUUUCUUGCAUUUACUCUCUGAAUAGGGUAUUUUCCUCCUUAUAUGUUCUCACAAAGAGAAAAACAGCAUCUUAUAAGUCUGUUUCUAUUUAUUCUUCUUGGUAAUUUCUUCACUUUUUUUUGUCCACCAGGUAAGGGACGUUACGGUGAAGUGUGGAGAGGUCAGUGGCAGGGCGAGAGUGUCGCUGUCAAAAUCUUCUCCUCUAGAGACGAGAAGUCCUGGUUCAGAGAGACUGAGAUCUACAACACAGUGCUGCUGAGGCACGAGAACAUCCUAGGUAUGUACCUGGUGUAACUUCUAUCACAGUAAUUUUUAAAUCCUGCUGUCACCAUGCUAGGACACUUUCAAACACUAUUUUAAGUAACCAUCCUAAACACCUUCAUGCUUCUUCAGAGUGUCUGAUCAGACUUAUAGAGGUCAUUACUUUUUGUUGGAGUAGAGAUUGUUCAUUGAUUCUUGCUUUGUCUUGUUGAUACUGUAAGUAGACAGAAUGUAAUGUUGUGAGGUUUUAAACUAGGUUAGAACCCAACGGGAUAGAAGUAUCCACCAGUGAGAGAAAGUUGAAGAGAAUAAUAUUCAUUUUAGUAUUUCUCCUUAUGAGGUGCUUUACGGAAAAAAAGGAACAACGCCGGAAUAAAAACAAUACAGUUAUAAAAUAUUCAAUCAAAGAUGUUGUUUGAAAAACCAGUAUUGUUGUAUGAAAUGAUUCAUAGUCAGCCUUCAAUUCGACAAAGGUUAAUCAAAGUUUAAAAUAUUAUAAUGACUAUCAACGACCCAAUUACCUUUGGUCAUAGUUUACAGGAGUGAGCUUUACAAGCACUGAAAUUGGAGAUCAAUACAAUCUUAAAACCAGCUUAGUCUAUAAAGGCCGCCAGGGUAGUGUGACAGUAUUUCUUGGUGUCUGUUAAAAUUAGAAGACCUUACAUCAUGAAGUUGCCAUGUGCCUCAUGAACAGACCAUAUUUUUAAAGAGUAUAAUCUUAGCAGAAGGCCUUUAAUAACUUUAUUUUUAGAAUCACAAGUGUUAAUAAAGCUUUUUUUGUCAUUACAAGACAUCUUUUAAGACGUGUUUUCAUUUGUCUAGAAAUAUAAUGGAGUCAUCUCUUGUGUAAAUCUUCUUCCUCCCGCCUUUCUCUGUUUUGUCAUGUAUUGCCAUGUCUAAACAGAUGGUCAUCCUAUUAAUGCCUUCAUAUUUUUUCAUUCAGGCUUCAUAGCCUCAGACAUGACCUCCAGGAACUCCAGCACUCAGUUAUGGCUGAUCACUCACUUCCACGAGAUGGGCUCCUUAUACGACUAUCUCCAGCUCAGCACUCUCGAUGCAUCCGGCUGCCUCCGCAUGGCGCUCUCCAUUGCCAGCGGCUUGGCUCACCUCCAUGUUGAGAUCUUUGGCACUCAGGGCAAACCCGCCAUCGCCCACCGUGACCUGAAGAGCAAAAAUAUACUGGUUAAAAAGAAUGGACAGUGCUGCAUCGCUGACCUGGGUGAGGAAACUGAUCACACUUGAUAUCCUUGUGUUUUGAUUUCCUUUCUCCUUCCAAGCCCCUAAUUAUAAAGCCUAAACUCAUUUUUUCCCCCCAGGAAGUAAGAAAGGUGUAUUUUGAACUAAUCUCUGAACUCGUGUCUAUUUGCUUUGCUGUAUUUGUUGUUGAUUUAGCAGGAACAACCACUGCUGAUGGUACCACUCAGCCACUAAUCAAAAGCACAUUUAGAGCUGCUCAGACCACUUUAUCUAAAACACCAAUGUUCCAAUUGCAAAUGCUUCAAUCAGAAAUAAUUCACGAACAAGCCCUAACCUGGCGACAGGCUUGACAUGUUUACAAAUUCGAUUUAAUACACUCUGCUCUGGAUGACGCAUUUCAGGCGCGGUAACGCUGGUUUGUCUCCAAAGCAAGUUGUUCUUUAGUCUGAGAACAUCCUGUGUAAGAGAAAAGCACUGAUCAUGACAAACAGGUAGUGGCUUUUAAACUGGUUGAUAUAGUGGGUUCUUCUUUUCCCACUCACAACAUUUCAAAUGAAACUCUCUUUAAUAAUAUGCUUGACUUGCUUUUACUUCUUUGGUUUGAAGACUUACUGAGCAGAAUUAAGCGUGGACACUUGAGCAUAAUUACACCGUAAUGUCAGUCCAAAACAAUGAUUAACUUCCAUGCAAAAUAACUAAUGUUGAAUGUUGAAUCUAGUUUAAUUAGCCCUAGAAAUUAGAUUUUCUGAUCAUAGAUGGACGUCUCGAGUUAAGUUACACUUCUAAAAAUAAUAAUAAUCAUUUUAAAAGCUGCAUACUUGGACUUUGAAGAUUUAAGAAAAGAGAAAACGACAAAUCUGAAUCAUUCUGCUGGUUUGUGUUUCCAUUCUAGGACUGGCAGUCAUGCAUUUCCAAGACACCAAUGAGUUAGAUGUGGGAAACAACCCUAAAGUGGGCACAAAGCGAUACAUGGCCCCUGAAGUGCUAGACGACUCCAUCCAGAUGGACUGCUUUGAGUCCUACAAGAGGGUGGACAUCUGGGCCCUGGGCCUCGUCUUGUGGGAGAUUGCCAGGAGGACGGUCAGCAAUGGUCAGUAUCAAAUCGUUACAGCGUGCACAUGUUGGAUUCAGAGUUGUCCUGUGUUAUAUGUGCUAGUUUUAUUUCUCUGCUGAAGUGUUGGGCUUCUUUAUGACCUGAAUACAAUAGACCUUGUGUCACGGGUGAAGAUUAUGUCAAUAAUUUAGAUCAUGUGUUAGUUUCAUAGUCAGACUUCAUGUACUUCUGCUGCUGAAACAAUAGCCUUGGUACCAGCUUCAGUGGUCCCUGACUGUAGUCUGUAGAGAGGCCUCUCCAGUAAUAAAUCCUAACUCUUUCAUCCUGUGCCAAACAGGUUUAUCAUUUUAUUGUGGGAACCGGGCUUUCAGCUACACUUAAGAUAUUGAUUUACCCUCUGACACCAUGAUCUCAUAUCUCUAUUUUGUCCUGUGGCUGCACUUGAGAGCAAGAUAAGGAAAAAAGGGCCUCCUCGACACUUUGUGAAUCCCUUUUGAUGCGCCUUAAUGAAUCCUAUUUCAUUCUUGCAGAGCACUUUUGCUUCGCUCCUGGCUUGAGUUUGUGAUUUCUAAAAAAUGAACCGCCUCUCACUCUGCUCCGCUUGUAGGCAUCGUGGAAGACUACAAGCCACCUUUUCAUGAUGUGGUCCCGACUGAUCCCAGCUUUGAGGAUAUGAAGAAGGUGGUGUGCGUGGACCAGCAGAGGCCAAACAUCCCCAACAGAUGGUUUUCAGACCCAGUGAGUAAUAUUCACAAAGCCUGUUAUUUAUUCCUAGCCGUGGAGUAAUAUCAUUAAUAUUGUAACAUAUGUGAUACUUACACAGAUUUAACACCUCUUUUUUUCAGACUUUAACCUCCAUGGCUAAACUCAUGAAGGAGUGCUGGUACCAGAACCCAUCGGCCAGAUUAACAGCGUUACGCAUCAAAAAGACUCUCACAAAGAUCGACAACUCUCUGGACAAAAUCAAAACAGACAUUUGAGCCUGACCCAAGAGAAAGAGGUGGACUAAGAAAGGCCUUUGAGGACUCCCAGAGGGUGGACCAUUAUCGGAGAAAAUCUCAAGAAAAAGAGACUUGAUGGUUUGUGUGCCCUUAUAGUGGCACAGACCGACAUAUUUAUUUUAAAACACUUGGCGGGACACAUUUUGGCAUCCAAAGAUGGCUUACCGGACAUUUCUGAGACUGCCAGUGGUCUUGGAAAUAGAAAAAUAUCUAUUCAAUCAGUGACAUAGGAGCUGGGUUGUUAGCAUUGUUCUUCAAGGAAGAAACUGUUACCUGAGCAUUUGAGUAGAUUUGCUUUUGUUAGAACAGCAGGAUUUGUUUGACACCUUUUUUAGUUUGAAAAUGUCUGAACAUAUUAACAGUUUAUCUCUUUAAUUGUACGGCCUUGUUUACUUGCAUUAUGGUGGAGUCAUUUGGAUAAAAAAAAUUGCCAAUUCAACUUGCAUACUUUGUUAACAGUGAUCUCAGCAAACAGUGUUAUGUUUCCUUCGUGUGUCAUGCACCUCUGUUUACAGUUCUGUAGGUUUUUCUCGGGAUUUCUCACCCACUCUGUAACAUUUAGUUGUACAGCUGCGUCAGUGGCGCUGUCUUUUCCAGAAAUAUCUCCAACUUAAGGUACUCUGUUGCAAACCGUUUUGUAUAUCACUAUGGACUUUACGUUGAAUUUAUGUACCUGUUCUAUGUUUUGUUUCUUCAGCUUUACAGAGACAAAUGCUAAAAGAACAAAUAAAAUAUCUGCUAGGUGAUGCUGAACUCUAUUCCUCCAGAGGCCUGUAAGUAAGCCUGUAAAGCCUGUAUACUGUCUUAACGCGUGCAUUGUCAAGUAAAUGAAGUCAAACUUCAGCCUUUUUUAUUUCUUUAACAUUUUAUAUCAAUUAGUGAUUUAUAUUAAUUAAAUAGAAAAAAUGUGUUA